Paralichthys olivaceus (Japanese flounder) is the source of this 1510-nucleotide messenger RNA. Its product is annotated as homeodomain-interacting protein kinase 1-like. The record is from RefSeq and is a predicted model, not a curated record. Gene Ontology annotation, cellular component: nucleus; cytoplasm. Gene Ontology annotation, biological process: peptidyl-threonine phosphorylation; peptidyl-serine phosphorylation. Gene Ontology annotation, molecular function: protein tyrosine kinase activity; protein serine/threonine kinase activity; ATP binding. Lineage: Eukaryota; Metazoa; Chordata; Actinopteri; Pleuronectiformes; Paralichthyidae.
CACCAAAAUUUGAGGAAACAUGUCUGCCAUGCUACCUGCAAAGGCCAACCAGUUGGUUCAAAAGAGCCUGCUUACCUCCAAAUACAAGGUGCAGUCAGAUCUCGGCAAGGGAGCUUUUGGACAAGUCGUAAGGUGCAUGAGACUGGAAGACAAGAAGACCGUGGCCGUCAAAAUGAUUAAACUGCGCGACAACACUGCAACUGUGGCAUAUAAUGAGGUGGCUACUAUGAGGAAACUUAGAUCGCUUGACCCAAACAACAGCAUUGUUCAGUGGAACCACCACUUCCUUGACAGAGGACACCUUUGCCUCGAGUUUGAGUGCCUGGACAAAAGUCUUAUGGAUUUUAUGAAGGAACGGAAUUUCAAACCUUUCCUUCUGAAAGAGAUAAGACCAGUUGUGCAGCAGAUUGCCCAUGCUCUCAAACACUUGAAGGCUGCAGGGAUUGUCCAUGCAGACCUCAAGUUGGACAACGUCAUGCUGGUAAAUCAGCUGCGGGAGCCCUUCAGGGUCAAAGUCAUCGACUUUGGGCUAGCACGUGAGCCGUCAGAUGCCAAGUUGAAGGCAUAUAUUCAGACCCUUUCAUACCGAUCUCCAGAGAUCUUGCUGGGGCAUCCCUUCACCGAGGCCAUAGACAUGUGGUCCCUUGGCUGCAUGGCUGCUGCUAUGUACCUCGGGACCCUGCUCUACCCUGGUUUGGGUGAAUAUGAAAUGAUCAAGUUCAUCACUAGCACACAAGGUCAGUUACCUCAAGCYAUGAUGAACCGUGGACGUAAGACUCCUACAUUUUUCAAAUAUGAAGUCRGCUUCACCAACUCCUUCUGGAAACUCAAGACACCAGAGUUGUACCACAAGGAGACGGGGAAGCAACCAGUGGAGAAUAGGAGUUUAAAGUUCACCUCCCUGGAUCACAUUGUGGAUGUCCGACCCAUCAACACUUGCAACCCUGCAAAUAGAGCAGCAGAGAUGUCCGACGUCCACAUGUUUGUGGACAUGCUGAAGGCGAUGCUACAGCUUGAUCCCAAAACACGGAUCACACCCCAUCAGCUGCUGGAGCACAAGUUCAUCAGCAUGCGCCACAUCGCCAGCAUGGACCAACAAAGCAACUAUGUCAGGUCCAGUUUCCAAAUGAUGGAACUCUGUCAGAAGAACAUCCAGACUUCUGCCAGCAGCAAAGCUGUGUGUGGGCCACUGAUGCCUCCCCGGCCCAGUGCUACAUCUCAUGCUGAGUGGAGAAAAAAUUACCAGCCCCACCACAACAGCCUACUUUCCUGCACAACCACCCAGUCCAGUGGAAUUGAAUUGCAGAGAAAGAGGAAAAUUAACCAUGAUGAUGUGCUGCCUCCCAAGAAAAUCUGUCUCGACCGAUCAAAUGCUGAAUCCAGCACCAGCAGAAAAUACUCUGACACUCAUCAGUCUGAUCAGAGGGCCAGGCCUGCUGAUCACCACCACCACCACAACGCAGGUCCAUCAGGCAGAACCCGGACUGAGGGUCAGAUAGAGUUGAGCUAG